AUGUCUUCGCCUUCAUCGUCCGAGAAGCAGCACCGCAAGAGCGUCGACACGUUAUCCGGAGACAGGACCGCGACUGCGACCCCGGAUGCUCAUAUGACGACGAAAGAAGAGAAGCCAAUCGCCGACGACUCGAGCGCAUCACCAGACCAAUCGAGCAGAGAUGAGUCCGACGACAAUGGCGACGGUCUCGCACCGCAGCAGACCAACGGCUCCGAGGUCUGGGUCGCGACCACGAUGUCAUUCCCCCGCGAGGCCCUUUUCGUAGCCAUUUGCUGCAUGGCGCAGUUUUGCACCCAGGCCGCAUACAUGGAAACCCUCGUCCUCCUCCACGUCAUCGGCAGCUCCUUCAACGUCGACAACCCGGCCCGCCUCGCCUGGCUCGUCGCCGGCUACUCCCUGACCGUCGGCACCUUCAUUCUCUUCUCCGGCCGCCUCGGCGACGCCUUCGGCUACAAGCGCAUGCUCAUCAUCGGCUUCGCCUGGUUCUCCAUCUGGUCCAUGGUCGCCGGCCUCAGCGUCUACUCCAACUUCACCCUCGCCGUCUUCAGCCGUGUGCUGCAGGGAAUCGGCCCGGCCAUCUGCCUUCCCAACGCCCUUGCGCUCUUCGGCGCCGCGUAUCCCCCGGGCCACCGCAAGGCCAUGGUCUUUUCGUUCUUCGGCGCGGUCGCGCCCAUGGGUGGUGUCGUUGGUGCCGCGAUCGCCUCCGUGCUGGAGUUGGAGUGGUGGCCCUGGGCUCUGUGGGCGCUCGCGAUCUGGCUUGCCAUUCUGGCCGUCGCGGGAUACUUCAUCAUCCCCGAGCCGCCGAGGAGGACACCCACCCCGAGAGGUUUCAAGGACUUGUAUGUCGAGCUCGACCUCCCCGGUGCCUUGACGGGAAUUGUGGCGCUGGUCCUCUUCAACUUCGCGUGGAACCAGGCGCCCAUUGACGGAUGGAAGACCGCCGAGGUGCUGGUCCCGUUGAUCCUGGGUCUGGUCCUGUUCGGUGUCUUCGCCGCCAUCGAGUUCAAGUGGGCGCCGAAGCCGUUGCUGCCGUUCGACGCCGUCAACGCCGACGUCGGCUUCGUGCUCGCGGCCGUUGUCUGCGGAUGGGCGACGUUCGGCGUCUGGACGCUGUACCUGGUGCAGAUCCUGCAGGAGAUCCGGACCCUGUCGCCGCUGCUGACCUGCGCGUGGUUUUCUCCCGUCGUGGUCACCGGUGGCAUCGCUGCCGUCAUCACCGGCAAGCUUCUCGGCCCGCUCAAGGUCCGCCCUGCCAUCGUCAUGACCAUGGCGCUAGUGGCGUUCACCGUGGGUGUCAUCCUGACGGCCACCGCCCCGGAGAACCAGAUCUACUGGGCGCAGAUCUUCGUGUCGAUGCUGAUCAUGCCGUUCGGCAUGGACAUGAGUUUCCCCGCCGCGACGCUGAUCCUGUCGAAUGCUGUCAAGCGGGAGCACCAGGGGAUCGGUGCCUCUCUUGUCAAUACCGUCGUUAACUACGGCAUCGCUCUGGGCGUUGGAUUUGCCGGAACGGUGGAUGUUCACGUCAACCGCGGUGGUCAGUCGACGGAGGACAAGUUCAUCGGCUUCCGCGGUGCCAUGUACAUGGGCAUUGGUCUGGCUGGGCUGGGCUUGUGUGUUUCAUUGACGUUCUUGGCGAGAGAGUGGAGGCAUAUCAAGGCCGCGAGGGUUGAAGAGAAGGCUUGA
Molecule: messenger RNA, 1683 nt
Organism: Colletotrichum karsti
Lineage: Eukaryota; Fungi; Ascomycota; Sordariomycetes; Glomerellales; Glomerellaceae
Product: major facilitator superfamily transporter
Exons: 2
Coding region: 1-1683 (560 amino acids)
Biological process (GO): transmembrane transport
Cellular component (GO): membrane
Molecular function (GO): transmembrane transporter activity
Source: RefSeq, a predicted model, not a curated record